CUCCUUGCUGGAUGAGAAGGCCACCAACGUCCCCUUCGUCCUGGUGGGCGCCGGCACCGUCGUCGUCCUCCUGGGCACCUUCGGCUGCUUCGCCACUUGCCGCGGCAGCACCUGGAUGCUCAAGCUGAUUAAGACAAACUUUGAGAGUAACCUUAACCUGGCCUUGAGGGACUACAACGUGACCGCGGAUCGGCACAGCGAGGCCGUCGACACCAUCCAGAGGACUCUGCACUGCUGUGGGGUGCAGAACUACUCGGACUGGGAGAGGACUGAGUACUUCACCCAGAGGGGCAUCCCCCGGAGCUGCUGCAAGAGCCAGGACGACUGCUCGGAGGAGGAUCUGAAAGACCCAAGCAAAGCAAAGCUGAAAGUGUUUGUGGAUGGUUGUUUUUUCCUGGUGACGUCGACAAUGGAGUCAAAAAUGAGUGUUGUGGCUGGAAUCUCCUUUGGCAUUGCAUGCUUCCAGUUAGUUGGCAUCAUUCUCGCCUGCUGCCUGUCCCAGUACAUCACAAACAAUCAGUACGAGAUGGUGUAGCUGGCUCCCAGCACACUGUGGCUGUGGCCAGGGUAUGCUCUCUGUGGCUGGGGAGGAUGCCACCACUGCCAGUUUUCCUCUGGAUGCCACUUCGUGAAAUCUUGCUUUGAACUGACUGAUCUUCUUCUCAACUAGCUCAUAGAAACGAGUGCAGCAGCUGUCCUGGUGCGCUCAGGGACUUGUCCUAACACUACUCUGCUGUGCCACCGCGUGCGAUAAUUAGUGUAGCUGCAGUGGUUACAGCAAGCACGCUCCUCUGGGCGCCGCAGCCCCCAGCUCUUUCCUUCGCGGCACGUUCGAGUGCCGUGCCGAGCCGACCGUGCUGGCAGCCUUGCUGGACGCCCAGUGCUCAUCUUUGGUGCCUCCAUCGGGAAAGUGAUGCUUCCCCUCAUCUCUGGCAGCCCCUCGAUGUGGUUGCUUUCGAGAUGGGACUGCUGCCCUGUUAAAACACAGCCCUGUCUGCUGGAAGCCCUUGGCUCAGCAAGGUCUCGGCUUGUUGCCAAGCUCUCUCUCAUCCCUGCCCUGGGUUUUAUAUACUUUUUUAUAGUUGUACUUUUUAAAGUACAGGCUGUAGUGAUCCUUUGUAAGCUGUAGUGAGGUUUGGUGAUGUAGCUCCUGGUGCCUUUACCUUGGUAGGUGUCCUUGCACCGAGUCAGCUGUGACUUGAUUGUCAGUAUUAUAUGCUGCUUUAACUCGUUUUGUGUAUUGAGUAGAACUCUUUUGUCCUGAGACACAAUAAAUAUUAAGAUAUUUUACUCUA
Messenger RNA from Athene cunicularia (burrowing owl), 1295 nucleotides. It is a transcript of the gene TSPAN6, whose product is annotated as tetraspanin 6. The record is from RefSeq and is a predicted model, not a curated record. The transcript has 6 exons. NCBI's taxonomy places the organism in Eukaryota, Metazoa, Chordata, Aves, Strigiformes, Strigidae. The coding region runs from base 116 to 535 and encodes 139 amino acids. Gene Ontology annotation, cellular component: membrane.